This is a messenger RNA of Tripterygium wilfordii, 1088 nucleotides long. RefSeq names its product PXMP2/4 family protein 4-like. Lineage: Eukaryota; Viridiplantae; Streptophyta; Magnoliopsida; Celastrales; Celastraceae. The transcript is spliced from 4 exons. Bases 81 to 839 code for a protein of 252 amino acids. Gene Ontology annotation, cellular component: cytoplasm; membrane. The record is from RefSeq and is a predicted model, not a curated record.
UAAGCUUCUCUCAUGGAAAGUUGAAGUUUGUUUUGGGAGUUUCCAAAAUCCAUCACACUAUCCUGAAUUCCUUCGCCGAAAUGUGCACUAAUUCCAUCGUAAACAUCAGCAAACGCUGCCACCGGCGACUCACGGAGACGCGAUUCUCCUGCGAUGCCAUUGCCUCCGCUGAACCAUUCAUUGUUAACAAACAACAAUGGAGAUCCAUUACUAAUUCUGCCUCCACAACCAAAUAUCCUAAAUUCUAUCCACCAUCUCAUUCGCACACAUUUUCGACAGCAUCAUCACCUCCACCAAGGAAGGGAUUUCUCGGCUGGUACUUGAGCAAGCUCGAUUCGCACCCGCUUGUAACGAAAAGCGUCACAUCUUCGAUUAUUUACGCUGCCGCUGAUUUCACCUCUCAGAAGAUGAUUGCUUCACCAUCCUCGUAUGACUUAAUAAGGACAUUGCGCAUGGCUGGAUUCGGGUUGCUAAUAUUAGGGCCAUCACAGCAUCAGUGGUUUAACUUUUUAUCAAAAUUUUUGCCAAAACGGGAUGCCGGGACAACCUUGAAGAAAAUUCUGAUGGGACAGACAAUCUUUGGACCUGUAAUUAAUUCCAUUUUCUUCUCCUAUAGUGCAGUUUUACAAGGGGAAAGUGGUGGUGAAAUUGUUGCCAGAUUGAAGCGUGACCUACUCCCAACAUUGAUAAAUGGCGUCUUGUACUGGCCAACUUGCGAUUUUAUUACGUUCAAGUUUGUGCCUGUACAUCUGCAGCCACUAGUGAACAGUUUGUUCGCAUACAUAUGGACAAUUUAUCUGACACACAUGGCGAACUUAAAGAAAGUUGGCAAGGAUUAGUAUUUGCAUUUACUGUCAACACGGUACCCUUUUUGAAUUAGAGUAGAGAAGAGCAGUUGACCCUUUUUGAUUAAUUUGAGUAGAAGAUAAUUCUCUGACUCUUUUUGAUUGAUUAGUGGUUAGAGAAGUGAAGAGAAGUUGAUGUAUAAAUUGCAACCUUUACAUGAAGAAUUCUGACUCUUUCUGCAUUUGCUGUAUAUGGAUCUUAUUAAUGCUUUGAUUCAACCAUGGAAUUGGAAUUGAUCUCAA